This is a messenger RNA of Colletotrichum navitas, 1648 nucleotides long. RefSeq lists its product as uncharacterized. NCBI's taxonomy places the organism in Eukaryota, Fungi, Ascomycota, Sordariomycetes, Glomerellales, Glomerellaceae. The record is from RefSeq and is a predicted model, not a curated record. Bases 43 to 1305 code for a protein of 420 amino acids. The transcript has a single exon.
GUCGUCGGCGGCGGCGGCGACGGCGUCUACCGCGGCGACUCCAUGAUCUGCGCCGCCGCCAUCCACGCCGGCGUCGCCACCGACCUCAGCGGCGGGUGCGGCCGCCUCCGCCGCCUCGGCCGCCACGAAGUCUUCAACGCCUCGGCCCGGAACGGCGUCGAGACCGUCCCCUUCGACUCGUACUUCCCGCUGUCCUUCGAGCUGUCCGCCGCCGACGACCCGUCGGCGCUGCUGCGCUGCGGCCGGCGGGACCCGCGCGAGGUCCUGCUGCCGACCUCGGUCUUCUUCUCCGCCGUCUUCUCGCUCUUCACGACGUCGCCGGCCUGGCAGUUCUUCGUUUCCUUCGUCGGCAUCUUCGCCCACGUCAGCUUCGCCUCCGACCCGCCCACGACGUCGCGCCACCCGGCCUCCGUGCUGCCGGACCGCAUCUCGCUGUUCGCCGGCCGCCUGCUGCCGGCGGCCUUCUGCGCCGUCGUGCUCUACCGCAUCUGCGUCCGGCGCACCCUCGCCAACCUGCGGGCCCAGUUCGAGAAGACGGCGCUGUGGCUCGGCGGCUUCUGGUUCGGCGCGCUGUCCAACUACACCUUCGGCUGGAUGCCGAUCCAGCGGCUCACGGCGCACGACAUCGAGCAGCAGCCCGGCGCCAAGCCGGCGCUGGCCCUCAUCCUCACCGUCCUCGCCUUCGUCAUGGCCAAGCAGGUCUACUUCUUCUGGCUCGAGGGCCGGCUGCCGCGCUUCCUCGCGCUCUACGCCCUCUUCCUGGCCGGCAUCAUCGUCGGCGUCUCCAUCCCCGGCCUCGACCUGCGCGUGCACCACUACAUCAUGGCCUUCCUCCUGCUCCCCGGCACCAGCAUGCAGACGCGCACCUCGCUCUUCUACCAGGGCAUGCUGCUCGGCCUCUUCGUCAACGGCAUCGCCCGCUGGGGCUUCGACUCGGUGCUGCAGACCCCCGACGAGCUGCGCGAGGACGGCGCCUUCGGCUCCCUCCUCCCCCGCCUCGCCGAGCCCGUCGUCUCCUCGGGCCCCUCCGAGCGCAGCAUCAGCUUCAGCUGGCUGCUGCCGCCCGACGCCGACCUCGUCGCCGCCGGCUACGACGGCGUCAGCGCGCUGGUCAAUGACGUCGAGCGGUUCCGCUACUACUUCGCCGACGGCCCGCACGACAACCUCUUCGUGUGGAUACGCAAGGCCAACUUGGCCGUGCCCGAGUAUUUCAGAUUUGCUUACAUGAGGGACGGCGUUACACUAGACUAUACAAAGGCCGGCACGUGGUUCGCCAACGGAACAUGGGCGAUGCCGCCGCAAUAGAAUGGGAUGGAGCGGGAAUGGGAUUGCGGGAUGGGUGGGAUUUAGCAUGCAAAAGGCGGCGAGGCGUUAAGAUUUGCGAUUCUGUUUUUCCCGUCUUUUUUACACACAGCGACUUGGUAUUGGGCAUAUGCAUUUUUCAUCGUCUGAUUAACAUCAUCGUUGCCGCUCGUGAGCCUCUCGUUCCCGUCCAUCUUCCGUCCGGAUGCUUUUCUUCGGGAUCGGGAUCGAGACACCCUGGCAAAUCGGCCAUGCCGAACAUCAACGGAGAAGAAACUAGUCAUAAAAUGCAUAGCAACGGCGACGAAAAGCCCCAUAUUUAAUGUGUCAUGUUAUCUGCGCCCUU